Messenger RNA from Puccinia graminis f. sp. tritici CRL 75-36-700-3, 741 nucleotides. RefSeq lists its product as uncharacterized. The coding region runs from base 1 to 741 and encodes 246 amino acids. NCBI's taxonomy places the organism in Eukaryota, Fungi, Basidiomycota, Pucciniomycetes, Pucciniales, Pucciniaceae. The record is from RefSeq and is a predicted model, not a curated record. The transcript has 2 exons.
AUGGAACUCUGGGGAGGGGUAAUUAAGAAAAUCCGUUACACACUCAAAGACCUUUAUAAUUUGAUUGAUUUCUGCCAGAAGAAAGCAUUCUCAGUAGACGUACAAACCAGCAUUAACAGAGAAUUAGUCAAAGCAGACCUCAUACCAACUGGAAAGGAUGGUUAUAAUAAGCCCCCUCUUUUGGCAGAUGUUAUUGAUGUGGCUGAAGAUGAAAUUCGAGCUAGAUCCAUAAAUGCAUUUGCUGCAAUUGGUUUUGCUGAAGCCAAUCACAUGCUGCAGAGGAGUCUGGAUCAGAAGAAAGGUGAUGGCAAAAAGCGUGAGAAGAUGGUAGAGGAAAAUCCUCCCGAAAUGCUGCAAAAACAGGUUGAUAACUUGGCAAAAGCCAUUGAAACACUUACUGGAAAAUUGGAAAAUCAACCAACUACAGAAUAUUCCCGUGGAAACGAACGACCAACUGGACGACUUUAUGAUCCCCGACCCUGUGCCUACUGCCAUAGGGAAGGACAUUCAACUUACACCUGUUAUGAGGCUCAAAAGGAUGAAAAAGAAGGAAUAGUCAAGCGAGAUGGGCGUGACUUCUGUCUUCCAAAUGGCGACAAAAUCCCAUGGAAUCCUUCCAGACCAAUUCAAACUGUAGUAGCAACCAAUGCUGCAAAACCAAAACCUCAGAUCAACUCAGUUUUCAGGAUUAAUUACCCUACUUUAUCAGACAAUCAGAAGAGAAACUCAAGAAGAAAUUGA